Messenger RNA from Tinamus guttatus (white-throated tinamou), 2328 nucleotides. The record is from RefSeq and is a predicted model, not a curated record. Lineage: Eukaryota; Metazoa; Chordata; Aves; Tinamiformes; Tinamidae.
CUUCUUCUGCGCUGCAGGUGGCUUCAGUGAGGAAGAACUUCUGAAAAUAUGGAAGGGGCUGUUCUAUUGCAUGUGGAUGCAGGAUAAACCUCUGCUGCAGGAGGAACUAGCAAAUAACAUCUCACAGCUUAUCCAUGUUAUUCAGAACUCAGAGGCUCAACACCUGUUCGUUCAGACUUUCUGGCAGACGAUGAACCGUGAAUGGGAUGGGCUAGACGGUCUGCGCCUUGAUAAGUACUAUAUGCUGAUCCGUAUGAUUUUGAGGCAAUCCUUCGAAGUGCUGAGAAGAAAUGACUGGGAGGAAAGUCUGACUGAAUCAUUCUUGCAACUGUUAAUGAAAGAAGUUAUGGACCCAGACAGCAAUGCUCCCAUUGGAAUAAAGUUCCAUUUCAUUGAUAUUUACCUGGACGAAUUGGCUAAAGUUGGUGCAAAGGAGCUCACAGCUGACCAGAAUCUAAAGUUCAUUGAACCUUUCUGCAAAAUCGCUGCCAAAUCAAAGGAUCACCGCCUGAUGCACGCCAUUGCCAACGGCAUCUUUGAGAUCAUUGUGGAUCAGUCACCCUAUGCCAUUGAGGACCUGAUGAAAGAACUGAGUAGCUGCAGUGAGGAGGAAGAUCUGUCUGAAGAUGAUGAGUGGGGAAAUGAAGAGGUGCUUGCAGCCAAAGCAGACAAAAGUUUGUCAAGAAAAUCAGCACAGAGCUCUGAAAAUUCAGAGGAUGUUUGUGAAAACGCUGAUGACAGUAUUGGGCCUGUUCUUCAGUUUGAUUAUAAAGCUGUUGCUGACAAGCUCUUUGAAAUGGCGAGCAAGAAAAAUACACCUGCCUUUAACAGAAAGCGCCUGUACAAGCUGGUCAAAAAGUUCCAGGACUUAGCAGAAGGAAUCUUCCCCCAAGAUAUUCCUGAAGAUGUUUCUACAGACGAAGAUGAUGAUACCUUCAGUAGGGGAAGACGAAAGAGGAAACCUGUCAAUCCUUCAGAGAAAAACAAGUUAGAAAAAGUAAAGGGUUCAGAGAAGGAAGAACAAGAGACUUCAAGUGAAAAGGAGUCAGUUCCCCAGAAGAAGAGGAAAAAAAGGAAGAGGAGGGAUGGUCCAAGUGCUGAUUUUAGCACAGCUGAUGGAAAUCGUGAGGUGGGGAUAACUGAAACAUCUGGAUCUAAUGUCUCCAACCAAGGAAAGAUGCCAGAAAAUAACAAGAAAAGGAAGAAAAAGAAGUUCCUAGUAAAUGAGGCAAAUGAGACCAGAAACAUAGCAACCGAGACCAGAGGUGACCACAGUAUCUCCUUGCAGGAAGGUCCGACUGACCCAGAGCAGAAUAAAAAGAUUCAGCUGAAGAAAAUGAGUGCAAAAGAGCAGAAUGUUCCUGCAAAGCCAAAGGGUCAGAAUGGACCAGCUAGUGCCGGCGAGGCAGAGGACGUGAGCCCGUCUUUCACACCCUUGGCUCCCAAGGUUGUAAAAAAUAAACAGAAAACAGGGACUGUCUUAAUGAACGGUGAUGUCCUGCUGCAGCAGAGUGACGUGAAACCUGACAAGGAGAGGUUGUUGGGGACCCUGCCGAGAGAUGCAGGCACUGAAUCUGCACCUUCCAGGAAGAUCAAAUUGAAGAACAAACUCAAGCUAGGUGGUUUGGAAGGAAGUAAGGUCUCCAGCCAGAAAGCAGUAACCUUGAAAAAGAAGAGGAAAGUAGAAGUGCUAAGCUCUGUUGAAGCCAAUGGAAAUCUUGAGAUUGCAUGCAAGAAAAGCCGGAAGGUGGAAACCAGCCCUGCUCUAUCGCUGAUAAAGAAAAAGAAAGUGAAAACAGGGAGUGACUUCAUGAAAUUUGAGAAAUCGACUUUACCAAAGCCAGCGUUCUUCAGGAAAGCCAAAGGCACCAUCUCCUCCAGCCUGACCUCCCUGCAGUUGAAUGAGCUGCAAUCAUCUGGCUCCAAAAAAGUCACCUUUGGCUUGAAUAAAAACAUGACUGCGGAAUUUAAAAAGACUGACAAAAGUAUCUUAGUGAGCCCUGAAGGACCCUCCCGUGUGGCUUUCAAUCCUGAACAGAAACCCCGUCAUGGGGUCCUGAAGUCGCCCGCAGGCUCCCCAGCAGGAGAGCCUCAAAAGAAGAAACUCUUUGCUCUACCAGCUAAGAAGAGACCUACUGCUAUGGACUUCUUUUAAAUCAACAGAAGUGGCCUACUUUUGUACAGGACAUUUCACUAACCUAGAAUAUUCUUUGGAGGUAUUUUGAAUUUUUUUAUUUUUUUAAGUUAAUAUGAAUUGUAUAUACAAGGUUCUGAUUGUGGCCUGGUACACUGCUAUUUUGACACCACUUCAGCUGUGUCUUGAAAUAC